UGUUACCGACGAUUGGAAUUAUCGAUUUAAGUAUAUUCAAUAUUUAUCAUUAGAUUAAUAUUAGAUUGACAUAUAUAUGGAAAAAUAGAGUUUUAAGACGUAAUAUAUAAGAUAAAACAAUUCUUUUUAGCGGAUAUAUAUUUUCAUGUAAAUUUGCAAGAAACUAUCUGAAGUUAGACAUAGAAACACAACCGUGAUUUGAAGUUUUUAUAUUCGAUAUUAUCGAAUUGAUUAUACGCCUCUGAAACGUCAAGGAGAUAAAUUUGAGAGAUUGUUAACACUUAAUAAUGGUUGUAUAAGCCGGUAAUAUCAUUGCAUAAAAGUUAGUUCAAUUGUUACUUGUGAAGUUACAAAAUGGCGUGGGUACCAUUAGAAUCGAAUCCCGAGGUUAUGACAAAGUUUUUGCAUAAAUUGGGUGUUCCUGAACAAUGGAGUAUAAUUGACGUCUAUGGUUUAGAACCAGAUUUAUUGGCAGUUAUUCCUAGACCAGUUUUGGCUGUUAUUUUGCUUUAUCCUGAAUCAGUAAAGACUGAAAUACAAAGCAAAGAGGAUGAAGAAACUAAAUCUAAGGAUAAUGGAACAGAUAGACCGGAUGGGGUUUAUCACAUGAAACAAAUCAUUUCAAAUGCAUGUGGUACAGUUGCAUUAAUUCAUAGUGUGGCAAAUAAUAUGGAAGAGAUAAAUCUAAAAGAUGGAUUUUUAAAAUCGUUUUUGGAUGAUUCAAAAGAUCUUUCUUUUGCUGAACGUGGAGAACUUUUGAUUAAUGCUCAGGGUAUCAUCGAUACGCAUAAAGAGUCUGCUCAAGAAGGACAAACGGAGGCUCCCGAAGAGGAUAGUCCAGUGUACUAUCAUUUUGUUGCAUUUGUACGGAAGAACGAUAAGUUGUACGAGCUAGAUGGUCGAAAACCUGCUCCUGUCGAUCACGGAUCAACUACACGAGAAACAUUAUUGGAAGAUUCUGUUCGUGUUUGUAAAGAAUACAUGGCACGUGAUCCAAGCGAAAUGCGCUUCACCGUUGUCGCUCUUACCGCCAGUUAUUAAAGAACACUUUCAUUUUUCUAAUAUUCAAAUAUACACACGUAAACACGCUUGAUGCUAAUUUAUUUUCUAUGUUAAAUUGUUCGCUUGAGGCUUGCAUUUCUAAUAUUUUUAUUUCGUUUAAAUUUUUAUACUAUAUAAACAUGUAAUAAUCAAACAGGAAAAAACCACUAAUCGUAUACUUGUAGUUCUUCAUUUAGAUUUAUCAAAUCCUUUAGAUAUAGCCUCACACACACAUAUACGUAUAUAGGCGAAUAUGUGCAAGAAUGGCUCUUCUUCUUUAAUGCAGACUAUUUGACCUUGUCGAACUUUGCGUCAUAACACUUAUCGUUUGCCAAAUCUAGUUUUCGAAUCUGUAACUUAAUUCGAAAUCAAGAAUAAAUCCUGUAGUUUAAUUAUA
Messenger RNA from Polistes canadensis, 1438 nucleotides. RefSeq names its product ubiquitin carboxyl-terminal hydrolase isozyme L3 (gene Uch). NCBI's taxonomy places the organism in Eukaryota, Metazoa, Arthropoda, Insecta, Hymenoptera, Vespidae. Gene Ontology annotation, cellular component: cytoplasm. The record is from RefSeq and is a predicted model, not a curated record. Gene Ontology annotation, molecular function: cysteine-type deubiquitinase activity. Bases 355 to 1041 code for a protein of 228 amino acids. Gene Ontology annotation, biological process: protein deubiquitination; ubiquitin-dependent protein catabolic process. The transcript is spliced from 7 exons.